AAAACUAUGCAAGUAAUAAUUUUUCUCAUUUACAAAAUUACGUCUUAGAUUACCUGGGAAGCAAAUCCAGCAACUAAGACUUGAGGAAUCAGGAGUACCGGUACGAGAUCUUUCCCAGAUUUAGGAAUCUUCUAUAACGCAAAGAUGGAAACUUUCUUAAAACAAUGAAACAUCAUCUGGAUGUUCUAAGCUCAAGGAAUAUGAAUAUGAAUUUGAUGAGUUUCUCCCACAUUUCAUCAAAGCUCACUCUUUUUUUCUUAGCGCUUUUGCUCCGACUCAACUUAAAGUCAGUCUUUGCUGCUACUUGCGAAUAUGACACUCUUGAGCGCAACAAAUUGUACAGCUAUAGCUUAUCUUCUCCUAUCAAUAAUUUCCCUCAUGGUGUUCUCAGCGAAGAUGGGUUUUACAAAGUAGCUGCAAAUGAUACUAUUAUCUGGUUUCAGCUCUGUGAUGGAAUGAUCUUCAAUCAUGAUCCUCCAAGAUGUGUUGAUUGUUGGGGUUGUGGGGGACCAUUACGUUGCGGAAUGGGUUGCAGUGCCCUCGUGGCUAAAUACAGUGGAGGCUAUUAUGCAUGCACAACUAUUGGGCAUAAAACAAACUUUGACAUCAAUCUUACAGAUAAGAAUACUCCAGAUAAGGGUGUCACUGUUACAAUGUCAAGCAAUAUUGACGGAGUUAACUGUUCACUUUCUGUUUCCAUUGUUUGUGACAAAAACAGUGUUAAGGACCCAGAAACCUUGAAAAAAUUGGGGACCUGUCAUUACGCAACUGAGCUAAGACAUCCCGCAGGCUGUCCAAAGAUUGCAGCUCAUGCGACAGGAUGGGGAUGGUUUGGUAUUCUUUUGACAAUACUGCUAUGCAGCAUUGGGGCCUAUCUGCUCAUUGGCGGAGUCUACCGUUUUUCCUACCUCGGUAUUCGUGGUUUAGAUGUUAUCCCGAGCUUAGAUUUCUGGAUCAGCAUACCACAUAGAAUUAAGAGUGUUUUCAUGUCCUUGGUGCAAAGGUUUAGAGGACCUACUUACCAUCAUAGAAGUUCUUAUUCUUCAGUCAACUUCUGAGUUCACAUCUUUUGUCAGUGUCAUCUGUAUAAUGAUAUUGUUACCUCUACAUGAUUCGGAGAGUUGCAUCUUAGUAGUGAGUACCAUUUGAACAAAAAGGCUUCAUCAAGUGAGAAAUAUAAUUUUUGUUGAAGAUGCAGUAUAAUACUCCGUAGUAUAUACUGUUAACAGUCAGUAUUUUAUUUUUGUCGUAGCGCAGGAACUAAAUUUGUUGUCCUUUCUAAUCCGAUUCAUUUUGUACAAUAACAAAUGUUUGAGUACCAAAUGCAGUUGAUUUUUGACAUGUUCAAUACUCA
Molecule: messenger RNA, 1354 nt
Organism: Beta vulgaris subsp. vulgaris (sugar beet)
Lineage: Eukaryota; Viridiplantae; Streptophyta; Magnoliopsida; Caryophyllales; Amaranthaceae
Exons: 11
Coding region: 165-1058 (297 amino acids)
Source: RefSeq, a predicted model, not a curated record